CCCGUUGUCCCCACAUACCCCCCUUCCUUCCUCUAUUCCCGGGAUCAUUUCGGGGCCGGGCAGGGCCCGUCCCUGGCUCUGCCCCUCCCAGGGGGUCCCCUGAGCGCCGUGUCCCCCCAGCCCGUCCCGCCAUGGGGGGGCUGCUGCAGGCGCUCGUGGGGGUCUCGGAGAAGGCGGCGGAACUGGCGCGGCUGUGCCGGCGGGAGGAGCCGCUCUUCCAGCUCCUGGUGGCCGAGAAGACGGGCCCCGAAAAGAACAGGAGGUUCCUGCAGGACUUCAAGACCCUGGCGGACGUUCUCAUCCAGGAGGUCAUCAAGCACGACCUGGGCAAGGAGUUCCCGGAGCUCCAGGGCCACAUCCACGGGGAGGAGUCCAACGAGUUCAGGGACGUGCAGGGUGAGUCGGGGGUCACCGGGGCAGGGGGCUCCACACUGGGGCCGUGGGGUUGUGACUGA
This is a messenger RNA of Manacus vitellinus (golden-collared manakin), 455 nucleotides long. Its product is annotated as inositol polyphosphate 1-phosphatase-like. NCBI's taxonomy places the organism in Eukaryota, Metazoa, Chordata, Aves, Passeriformes, Pipridae. The coding region runs from base 132 to 455 and encodes 107 amino acids. The record is from RefSeq and is a predicted model, not a curated record. The transcript is spliced from 2 exons.